Daphnia magna is the source of this 1047-nucleotide messenger RNA. RefSeq lists its product as uncharacterized. The transcript has 4 exons. The record is from RefSeq and is a predicted model, not a curated record. Bases 143 to 895 code for a protein of 250 amino acids. Lineage: Eukaryota; Metazoa; Arthropoda; Branchiopoda; Diplostraca; Daphniidae.
GUGAGCGGAAGGAGGAGGAGAAUCGGGGGGGCUAAAAGGGGUGGAGAAUAGAACUUGAGCGGGGAUGAAGGUUACGUAUAAAUAGGGUAACACGGCGAAGAAAACAGAGUUCAACUUCAUCCCUCUGACGCGCACAACAAAGAUGAAACUCUUCUUGUCCAUUCUCCUCUUUUGCUUCGUGAGCGUAUCGUAUCAAGAAAACAACGUUAGGCCUCCCGUGCCAUACGCUCGUCAAUCCCGCGCUCGUUACGUUCCUCUUUUUUACGCUAACGGUGUUCCAGCUGGCUACGACUUUAUUGACGACAAAAAGGCUGAAGAAAUUCUACCUAGGAACAACAUCAACGAGACGCCCUUGGGUCGUUUAUUCAACAACAUUCUGAAUCCGAUCUCUAAUUUAAUUACGAGGACAUCUACGAUUACUAACACUUUUGUGUCGACGGUAACCACGGCAACCUACACCCACUGUCUACCCAGCACGCAGUUCAAAAUAGCGACAGCUGCUGAUCCAGAUGCCGAUCCGGUCGUCGUUGAAGUUCGUUCCACCGCACCUUGCGCCCGCCGUCGCCGAGAUGUUGCCGAAUUUUUAGCACAAGCCGAUUCUGAAAUCGACAUUCAUCCUGCUGAACCCCUACCGAUUGAGACCAGUGCCGUUAUUGAUACCCCAUCAGAAAGCAGAGAGAUUCAGCCAGCCCAGACGGAACUGUUAUCAUCCAAGUCGGAUGAACUGGUAGAAAAUCCUGAGAUCCGGCAAGGAAGCAAUUCGAACGCGGCCACCAAACUGGUGACUGUUAUCGCCACAAGUUUCACAUUCGUCGCUAAAACUCUUACAUCGACUGCAACAUUGGCCGCAGCUGAGGGGCUGCUUUGUCGUCCACCCGGAUACGCCGUUUGCUGAUCAGGAUGUUCUUCGAUUUUAUUUAAAACCUUUUCUUACAAGCAUAUGAAAUCUUCCCAGUUUUCUAUGCCUUUUUCUCAAAAUGCAUUUCAACUUCAUUUUCCCUGUUUUUAUUCCGUGAUGAUGAAUAAUACACAAGCUUAAGUUAUCUA